UCCUUUUUUCUCCAUCCUCGCAUCAUCAUCAUCACCACCAUCGUGUCCAAGCCCAGAGAGCAGCCGCCGCAUCCCCCCCUCCACAUCCUCCAUCCCUCCCUCCUCGCCGACAUGGACGCAGGUUGCAUUUGAACGGCUCAAGUCUCCGCUCACAGAGUCAAGACGGGGGGCACAAUGAGCCAAGAGCCACCGGCCAACCCCAGCUGGCUCACCCCUGACCCCACAGCCUGGGCUAGCGGAGGAGGGGGCCCCACGGACAACGCCAGCAUCCCGGGGACGUUCCCCCUGGAGGAGUCCCUGUCGCCUCGCCAGCUGCCCCUGCUAGUCAACCCGUGGGACGUCGUCCUGUGCACGUCAGGGACUCUGAUUGCCUGCGAGAACGCUCUGGUGGUCCUGGUGAUCUGGCAGAACCCGGCGCUGCGGGCCCCCAUGUUCCUGCUGAUCGGCAGCUUGGCUCUGGCCGACCUACUGGCCGGCCUGGGCCUGGUGCUGCACUUCACCUGUGCCUACCUGCUGCAGUCCGACUCGGCCCAGCUGCUGACGGUGGGCCUGGUGGUGGCGUCCUUCUCGGCCUCCGUCUUCAGCCUGCUUGCCAUCACCAUCGACCGCUACCUGUCACUCUACUACGCCCUCACGUACAACUCUGAGCGUACAGCGGCGUUCACCUACACCAUGCUGGUGCUGUUGUGGAGUCUGUCGCUGUGUUUGGGCCUGCUGCCCGUCACAGGCGUCAACUGCCUGGCGGAGGAGGCCACGUGCAGCGUGGUGCGCCCGCUGACCAAGAACAACAUCGCCGUUCUGUCUGUCUCCUUCUUGCUGCUCUUCGGCCUCAUGCUGCAGCUCUACGUGCAGAUUUGCAAGAUUGUGAUGCGCCACGCCCACCAGAUUGCCCUGCAGCACCACUUCCUGGCCGCCACGCCGCACUAUGUCACCACGCGGAAGGGCGUGUCCACGCUGGCCAUCAUCCUGGGGACCUUCGCCGCCUGCUGGAUGCCCUUCACCGUCUACUCCCUCAUCGCCGACUACACGUAUCCACCACUAUACACCUACGCCACGCUGGUGCCCGCCACCUACAACUCGGUCAUCAACCCGGUCAUCUACGCCUUCCGGAACCAGGAGAUCCAGAAGGCGCUGUGGCUGGUGUGCUGCGGUUGCGUGCCCGCCAGCGUGGCCCAACGGGCUCGGACUCCCAGUGACGUCUGACCCGGCGGACCUUGUGUAUUUUGCAACAGAGGGAGCGGGUCCACGCAGGAGCUUUGCUCGUCUACCACACGGAUGGCUGCCUUUUUCGUCAUCACAAAGGUUUUUCCUUUUUGUCUUCCUCACCAGAGGCGGCCAUGGUGCAUGCUGCCCCAUACGCCCUCCCUCGUUUUGGUGCCACGCCCUUCCAGUGCUCUGCAGAAGGUGCAUCACAUGUUCCAUGCAGCUCUGGCCAACAUGUGCUCGUCCUUCUUCAUGCACCGAGGGAUUAUCGUGCGGCCUUUUGCUCGAGCGGCAGAUUAACGUGGGAGACGAAGAGCACGCAGACCUUUUUUUUCUCUCCAAACAUCACAGUCUGGAGCAGCAUCCCGCCGCUCAGCUCCUGCACACCCUGAACGUGCGUGGCAAGCGAAAGAGGCGGCGUCAGCUAAAAAUAGAUGCCCAGGCCUCGCGUCCUCCACAGACAGCGAGGAGAAAAAAAUGAGGACUUGUCUUUCAAUGGAUUAUUGUGUGUGAAUGUGUUGGACACACACACACAUCACCCACAUGGGAGACCCCCUGCCAUCAACCCCCGCCCCUCUUUGCACUUUUCAUCAUCACUGGAGGCUGCAUCAUCACUCUAUUUGCUUUCCUGCUGAAGGUUACCUGUGAUGGAAGCUUACCAUGUUUGUUUUUAACCCCUCAUAUCAACCAUGUGACUCCUCGCAGCCAAUCAGUGAAUAGAAUUCACAAUGUUUUUGGCUCCUUUCAUCCUAAACAAUUAGGAUUAUUUAAAUUACGGGUCACUCAUUGGAUUACUUACUGUAAUAAUGUAAAAUGACAAAAGUACAUAAAAAAACAACUAAAUUAAUUGAAUAUUAUAAUGUCAUUGUUUAAUGAGGAUUACUAACUUGAAAACAUUUUUUAUUGACUUUUUUUAAAUUAAACUUAAUUUAAUUAAUUAAACUUCAUUUAAAUACUUUUUUUGUUACUUUUUCACAUUCAAAGCACCUACGAUGAUGUUGCAGUGAUAAAACAUUACUUUUAACCUGUAUGGCACUACAGCAAAACAUAUUAGCAUUUUUUUUUUAUCAUCAUAUUUAUACAAAAUGACAUAUCAAUACCAUUCUUGUCCAGUGGAAAAUCAUGUAUCUCCAAUUAUUUUUGUUGAAUUUCUUUUUUGGUUAAAAAACAACAACAAACAAAUGGUGACACUUUACAUUUAUUAUUUAAUUUUUCUCGUCUGGCUGCGACAGAAACUUAUCACAUAUGGUUCCUUGCUCAAAUUAUUUUUUAUUUACAAUAUUAAUAAUAUUUAACACUAAAUAAUAAUUUUAAAAAAAUUUAAAAACUAUAAUGAUAAUAGUAGAGCAUAAUAGUAUUCCAGUGAGUUGCCCCCCAUGGCUAACAUUUCAAAAUUCAAAUAGAGUCAUGAAAAGAAGUUUUUAGCGGCCCUACAUAGCUGUGUGCGUUGCAUGUCAACUUGGCUGUCAUUUGCAUGCAACAAGCACAAAAUCCACUCUUGUCCCGAGUUCAGCGCCAGCUGUGUUAUCCUGACCUCAAUAUGGCGUUUUAUUUCUUUCCCAAUAUUAUGAUCACAAGAUGCGAUCAUGUGUACGUUGACUGGAGCCAAUGUUCGCUCUCUGAGUUUGUUGAGGGAAGCUGAGCCGACGCCGGAGCUCAUUUUCUCAUUUAGACAGCCGUGCUGCCAGCAAUAACUAGCCUUUGAAUGGUAGUUAUUUUGGAGGUGAAGCAAUACUCAGACAGCAAUAACAUCCACGCACACACUCCAUACUGUGAUUUCCUCCUUCAUUUGUGGUUGCCUUCUGCUGUCCUGAGUGUCGUAACCUCAAGUGUCUUUGUGUUUGUUGUGAGUUGCAUGGCCUCCGGGCAGGUGCAUGUGCGAUCCCAGCAGACCACAUAUAUGGUCUCCUUAAAAAUGAGGAGGGAGUGAGGUGUCGCUACAUACUGUACGUCAGUGUUGGCCUCCUUGAUUUGUGGGGGCGAUGCUGCUGCCAGUCUUCCUGUCCAUCGGGAGCGAAUUUACACACCGCAUGCAAAGUCAGGAACGACAGGACGCGACUUGAAGCCAAAGCGAAAGGGAGCGGAGGGACUGCUGCAGUCCUGCUGCUGCGGCUACACUUUAAAUCAAUGAAGACAGGUGUCCUUCAAGUGACCUCUGGAUGAUCUAUGAGCUAAACAGGACCACUUCCAAAUAUGAAGAUGAUGCCCCUUUCUCUCUUUUCCAUCACUUCCACAGAAUGAAGUGAGGGAAGCGGAAGAAGAGCACUUCCCAAUAUUGGAACGUGGCCCGUCUGUGUCAGACUGACAAACAUCACUUAAAAAAAAUAGUCUAUUUUGUUAUAUUCAUUGAAAAGUUCUAUUUUUUUCCACUUUGGUCCGGCCUGAAUUCAUUUGAGAUGUAUGAUAUCACGGCGCUGUAAAAGCCUUUUUUCUGAAUGUACUCCCAAAUUCUCCUUUUUGAGUUGAAGUGUAAAUAAUAAUAAUAAUAAUAUUAAUGAUAACACGGCAUGCUUGACAAUGGGGGGGGGCAAUGACAAAAAUCACCGUGCAUGGUGCUACCAAAGCCAGUCACCUUUCAAGGAUGCACCCUUUCUCCAGUUCGUCCAGUUAGAACAGGGUUUCCCAAACCUUAUCAGCUCAAACCUACUAAAACACACCACAAAAGUGUUUUCCACACAUUCAUUCAUUUGUGGUGGCCUGCCAAAAUUACAUUUGACGUGCCACAGAAAGAUUUUGCCGCUUCUUUUUAUAUUUUUUUAAAGAACAGGUGUGUUCACCCUUGCUCACAAGCACGUUACAUCGGGACUAACUGUGUAGCUUGCUGUUACAACGUUGCACAGUCGUAACUCUACUUCUUAACACACCUCAUACGUGCAUAGCACAGCUGACUUGUUUGCAAUGUCAUCCAUUAUCUUUAAAAUCAGCGCAACCUUACAUGGAGCGCAGAACACACCAUGGAUGUUUUUUUUAAUCGCCACUGCGUGUUAAGUAAGGCUCACGCAUGCGCGUAAAUGAAACAAACACCUGGAGGUUAAUAACUUCAUGCUGUUAAAAAAGGUUACAAAACACAUGAGAUAGUGUUGCACAUUUCUUAUGACAAACCGAACAUGCAAUUGUUCAAAUUAGACAAUGGUAUUUAGCCUCUCCCACACACCUCAUGCCACAGAUACAUUGCGGUCCUGUGGGAAACACUGUCACAUAUUGGCAUAAAGGUAUAGUGUACAUACAUACAUGAAAAGGAUCAAGCGCAUCUUUAAAAAAAUGAGGCUUUAAGUUUGGGAAACCCUGAUGGAGGUAGAAUUUGUCCAAAAUGCACCCCGGGAAGAAGAGUAUGGUGAAAGAUAAACAGUGGUGCAAACAAGGGCUUUUCUAUCCAAGAAUAGUAAAAGGCUGUCAUGUUGGAUGUUACACUUCUACACACACACACACACAGUUGUAAAUCUGAGCGUGUGCAGAAAAGUGAAGGUGUGGCCAACGACGGGCUGGAUGUUGACGAUGUUCGCUAAUGUUAGAGCUAAAUAUCACUCAAGGGCCUGUGAAUGUCUGUCUGGGUUAUGGGGAA
Messenger RNA from Dunckerocampus dactyliophorus (ringed pipefish), 4765 nucleotides. It is a transcript of the gene gpr12, whose product is annotated as G protein-coupled receptor 12. The transcript is spliced from 2 exons. The coding region runs from base 175 to 1203 and encodes 342 amino acids. The record is from RefSeq and is a predicted model, not a curated record. Gene Ontology annotation, biological process: G protein-coupled receptor signaling pathway. Gene Ontology annotation, molecular function: G protein-coupled receptor activity. Lineage: Eukaryota; Metazoa; Chordata; Actinopteri; Syngnathiformes; Syngnathidae. Gene Ontology annotation, cellular component: membrane.